Mercurialis annua (annual mercury) is the source of this 1130-nucleotide messenger RNA. RefSeq lists its product as uncharacterized. The coding region runs from base 429 to 836 and encodes 135 amino acids. The transcript has 4 exons. Gene Ontology annotation, cellular component: cytoplasm; nucleus. Gene Ontology annotation, molecular function: protein serine/threonine phosphatase activity. Lineage: Eukaryota; Viridiplantae; Streptophyta; Magnoliopsida; Malpighiales; Euphorbiaceae. The record is from RefSeq and is a predicted model, not a curated record.
AUAAUUUUUUUAAAUUGAACCGGAUCGAACUUUAAUUUUGGAUUACAAGGUUCCGUUAAAAAACAAUUCUGUUUUAUUUAUAUCAAUUGUUAUUCUCUGCGUUGAUCUUUGUUUCAAUUAUGCACACUUAGUGUUUGAUAAAAUUCCUCAAUGAAAUUCAUUUGUGUGAUGAUUGUUAAAUUUAGCAUUUGAAUUUUUUUGGUCGUGUUGAUGGGUCAAUAUCAACGGAACUUGCCACAUUUUGGAACCCUGCGUGGAUUUUGGGAUCAAAAGGCUUGUAUAUGUGAGCACAUAUAAUUCUUAUGACGACGAGAAGAAGUCAAUGACUACACCACCGCGCCGUUCAACACGAACAACAGCAAGUCAAACUAAGUCUCCACCUUCUUGAACACCAUCUCAUUCAGAACUCUCUCAAGACAGUGCUUACCAUGAUCAAAACCAGCGGACUAGAAGAUCAGAAAGCUACAGUAGAUAAAAUAGUUUUGUAUCCUGCCGUAUUGGAGGACAUUAUUUUAAGCCGGCUAGAGAGGCCGGUCAAGAUGGUCUCUCUCUCAGGGAAGUUGAGAUCAGGCAGCUAUGUUGCUCUGGUGGAGAGAUAUUCUUUCGACAGCCUAAUUUGCUUGAGCUCGAAGCGCCCAUCACUAUCUCUGCAGUUUAGUUUGCGAUUUGCUAAGUCGGAUCCUGAUAGCGAUGUCCGAGGAUGGGAAAUGAAUAAUAGAGGAGUUUCAUACACCUUUGGCCUCGAUAAAGUGUCGGAAUUCUUGACAAAGCAUGACUUAGAUCUUAUUUGUCGCGCUCAUCAGGGAAACUGGAUGAACCUGAAGAUUUCCAGCUAGGAAUCUUCUAACUAGAAGAUGUGAUUUGUGACUGUGCUUUAUGCUUAAUUUCUAGUUGUUGAGUGAUGUCUUCAGAAAUCCUGUCUGGAGGCUGAUGCUGUGUAAUGUACUGCAUUCAGAUUUUUUUUUUUCUCAUUUUAGUCUCAGUUACAGUUUUGUUUGCCUCCAUAGUUCUGAUGAUUUGUCCUUGUGUAUAUAGUUUUAAGAAGGUAAUCUUAUUGUGCUUUUGAGUUUGAGCACCACAAAGAUGGUUGCAUUUACAACCCAAGAUAGCUUCUUAUGUUCCUUAUGACA